CUACAUCCGGGUAAGACUGACAACUUCCUGGGAUGCCUGGCAACAACAAAGAUGGCGCUUAGCCUGGCAGAGCUGCAGGCUCCGCUGGCUGCAGACAAGGACCGGGACCGGGACCGGGACCGGGACAGGGAUGGAGGAGGAGGGUUGCGGCGCUGCAGAGGGAGACCCAGGCUCACAGAGUCCGACCGGGCCCAGAGGCGACUGGAGUCCCGGAAGAAGUACGACGUGAGGCGCGUGUACCUGGGAGAGGCGCACAAGCUGUGGAGCGAGCUCCGCCGCAGGACCAGUCUGAGUGAUGCCGGUCUGGCGGAGAACCUGAUCCUGCUCCACUCCACCUACGGAGACAAGUACCAGCAGGAGUACUCCGGGUAUGAAACCCACCCCCCCCCCCCCCCCCGCUGGUUCUCCGGCAGGAAGGAUCGGGUCUCGAGCCCCAGACUGGUCCGCUGGUACCAGGACCACGCGGGCUCCUGUCCUCACGAGCCCCGGCUCCGGGCCCUGGAGCCGGGGCCCGGCUCCUCCACCGCCGCCCUCUGGCAGUGUGACGCCCGCCACUCGUUUGUGCAGCACCUGUUCUCCCCGCCGAGGGGGGCGAGGGACUCUGGACGCGAGGAGCGAGGGGAGGAGGAAGAAGAGGAGGAGGAGGAAGAGGAGGAGGAGGAGGAGGAGGAGGAAGAGAGUGCAGCGAAGACAGACGUGUCCGUGGUGAAAGAUGACGUCUGCAGGAAGAGGAGGAAGGAGGCAGAAAAACAGUCCACAGAUGUGGGAGGAAACGUGGAUGUUUCUGAGGAACAACGUUCAGCCGUGAGCCCGGCCCCAGCCCAGCGGCCCAGGGACGAGGUCUCCUCGCAGGAGGUCCCGGGACCGCCCGGCUGGGAGACGGAGGUGGAGAUGGAGCGACAGCAAGACUCCCCGGCUGCAGGGUUUCACUCCGCCUCCUCAGAGGAGGAGGAGGAGGAGGAGGAGGAGGAGGAUCUGAGGCGAGGCAGAGUCCCAGGAGACGAGACCAGGACCGUACCGCACGCCCUACCGCACAGAUACGAGUGUGUUGCCGUGGCGGAUAAACUGGAGAAGACGGACUCGGACUCGGGGCUGUCGGCGAGCGUGGGGGGCUCCCUGGGGCUGUCCGUCCCCCCGGGGCUGCAGGACGAGGACCAGAGCGAGGACCAGGACGAGGACCAGAGCGAGCUGUUUGACCCCCGGACGCUGCAGACGGUGGUCACCAGCUGUGAGAUGCCCGACCACAGGACGGCGUUGGAGGGAGGGCAGUUAAUAAUCAUCACGGGCCCCAGCUACGAGGCCCUGACCUCAGAGGGCAUCCAGCUCAACAUGGGCGGGGGGGACGUGGAGGAGGUCACCUGCACCGUCAUCGGGGGGGUCACCUUCAACCAGGUCUGCACCGCGGACCCCAAACUCCAAACCGCAGAGGACGAAGACUCCAUGACUGGUCUGAGUGAGGGACAGCUGCUGCAGCCCGACGCCGUGGUGCUGAGUGGAGACCGAGAGCUGCAGCGCGGCCUGAGCAGCGUCCGGUCCAAGAGGAGCCGGCGGGGCCCGGUCGUCGAGGCCGACGGGAUGCUCAAGAUGUUCCACUGCCCGUACGAGGGCUGCAGCCAGGUCUACGUCGCCAUCAGCAGCUUCCAGAACCACGUCAACCUGGUCCACAGGAAGGGGAGGACCAAGGUGUGCCCCCAUCCCGGCUGCGGGAAAAAGUUCUACCUGUCCAACCACCUGCACCGUCACAUGAUCAUCCACUCAGGCGUCAGAGAUUUCAUCUGCGAGACGUGUGGGAAGUCGUUCAAGCGUAAGAACCACCUGGAGGUCCACCGGCGGACCCACACCGGGGAGACGCCCCUGCAAUGUGAGAUCUGCGGGUACCAGUGCCGCCAGCGUGCGUCCCUGAACUGGCACAUGAAGAAGCACACCCCCGAAGCCCACUACAACUUCACCUGCGACUUCUGCGACAAGAGGUUCGAGAAGCUGGACAGCGUCAAAUUCCACAAGCUGAAGAGCCACCCAGACCAGCAGACCACCUGAGAGGAGUUCUCACCUGGGGACAGGAAGUAACGUCACGGCUCGGCACGGAAACCAGAGCAAGGGCUUCUAGUGAGAGAGAGAGACGGACGUUCCCUUUGCUGUGUUUGUCUGGCGUCUCACGUCCAGGAUGAUGUGAACACACCAGCAGAGGGAGGACGAGGCGGGCCGGUCCCAACAGCUGUGCAGGACACAUGCUGGUUCAGGGUUCAGGGUUCAGGGUUCAGGGCCCAAACGGGGGAUUUGAACAUAUUUGGGACAGUGAGGAAACACAGCGUAAACCACUGUUGAUUAAAUGCAGGGUUGGUAAUGUUGAAAAGCUAGCGCACACACACACACACACACACACACACACACACACACACACACACACAGACAGACAGACAGACAGACAGACAGACAAACAGACAGACAGACAGAGACAGACAGACAGACAGACAGACACGCACACACACACACACAUACACACACAGACACACACACAUGCACACACACACACACACACACGCGGGUCUGGUUUCUCCAGGAAUUUAAAGCCGGACCGUCAUGGUGGCUCAGAAUCCCAUCUCAUAUUUUGCUAAAAUAGAUCCCCGAAACGUGUUUCUGGAAACAUUUUAAGGAGAAAUCGGCCAUGCAGCUGUCUUCAUCUCACACACACACACACACAGACACACAGACAGACACACAGACACACAGACAGACACACAGACAGACCGACACACACACAGACAAAUCCUUGUCACUCCCUGAUGUGAGUCGAGUGCAGAUUUGAGUCGAAAAAUGCUCAGAUUUAAACGGUUUACUGUCAUACUA
Molecule: messenger RNA, 2847 nt
Organism: Etheostoma spectabile (orangethroat darter)
Lineage: Eukaryota; Metazoa; Chordata; Actinopteri; Perciformes; Percidae
Gene: znf653
Product: zinc finger protein 653
Exons: 10
Coding region: 52-2037 (661 amino acids)
Source: RefSeq, a predicted model, not a curated record